CGAAGUUAUUUAGUCGCGUGUUUACAUUGAUCCGUGGAGCACGUGCGUGGUGAACGCUUUCAGUGAGUGUGUAACUUCUUCCUCUGUUCGAUUGGAAACUAAUCACGGCAUCUCUUGUUGUUCUUGUUUCUCACCAUGGUGGACCGAGCCGAAAUCAUCCCUCUGCACAAACAGAGCGGGGUAAGCAAAUUGCAAAUUUGUCCCCCCAAAAAUCCAAAAACAUCCAGACAACCACCUGGAAAAAAUGUGCGGCCAAUCAUUACAGAAUUUGACCCAAAGAAAAGCGGAGUCCGGACGGAAAGGGCGGAUCUCGUCAUGGUCAAGUACAAAUGCCAGUCAAAUGGGGUGCCUAUCACGAUGACAACAGGAUCGACGCUUCCUCUAGUAUCGAGUACGAACAAGGAUGCCGAAUCGGGAGGCUACAACCCCUUCGAGCAUCGGAAAGUCGCCCAUCCGACCUCGGACAUGGAGACAUUCAUUCACCUGUUGAAAGGUAGUUUAGGCACUGGCAUCCUUGCCAUGCCGCUAGCUUUUUCAAAUGCUGGACUAUGGUUCGGUUUGGCCGCCACGUUUACUAUUGGUUUAAUCUGCACAUACUGUGUUCACAUUCUAGUAAAAUCCUCGCAUAUAUUGUGUAGGAGAAUGAAAGUUCCGUCCUUGAGUUUUGCGGAUAUUGCUGAAGUUGCUUUCCUAGCAGGACCUACUUCUGUUCAGGGUUUUGCUGCCUUCUCUAGGUCUAUGGUUAAUUUGUUCCUCGUAAUUGAUUUGCUUGGUUGCUGUUGUGUCUAUUUGGUUUUUGUCGCUAAAAAUAUCAAGCAGGUUGUUGAUGUAUACGCAGGGGCAGAGUUUGAUGUACGAUGGUACAUCCUGUCCAUUCUGCCUCUAUUGAUUGCAAUCAACUUGAUCCGGAACCUGAAAUAUUUAGCCCCGUUUUCCAUGAUUUCAAACCUGCUGGUUGGAAUUGGGAUAACGAUUACUUUCUACUACAUGUUCAAGGACUUACCUUCGUUGGACUCGGUUCCACACCAGCACUUCUCAUCCUUUGAGCAGCUUCCGCUCUUUUUUGGCACAGCUAUUUUUGCCUUGGAAGGAAUCGGUGUUGUGAUGCCAUUGGAGAAUAACAUGAAAAAGCCACAGCAUUUGAUCGGAUGUCCAGGAGUGUUGAACACAGGCAUGUUUUUGGUCAUCAGUUUGUAUUCUGGAGUCGGAUUCUUUGGAUACUUGAAGUAUGGCAGUAAAACGGAACCGAGCAUCACGUUGAACCUGCCUCAACAUGAGCUGUUAGGGCAAAGUGUAAAACUUAUGAUGGCUGUUGCUAUUUUCUUGACGUACGCUCUGCAGUUCUACGUACCAUUCGAAAUCAUCUGGAAAUCAGUAAAACAUCGAUUCACCUCCAAGCCAAAGACUGCCGAAUACAGCUUGCGUGUAGGACUGGUGGUUGGAACAGUUGUUUUGGCUAUAACUUUCCCAGAACUGGGUCCUUUCAUCUCUUUGGUGGGUGCAUUGUGUUUAUCGACGCUUGGACUCAUGUUCCCUGCAAUCAUUGAACUGGUAAUCUACUGGGAAGAACCUGGAAUGGGCGCCUACAACUGGAGGCUAUACAAGAACCUCGCCAUUAUCGCUUUUGGACUUCUUGGCCUGGUAACAGGGACAUAUACGAGUCUCUGGGAAAUGGGAAUGGGUAAUGCCCAUUAAAGCUAGUAGAAAGCGCGUAAUUUUGCUCCAAGGUAUUAUCUUUUCACGAUGACUCAGAAGUUCCACUCUAUUUCUCAAAGAUCUUCCAAGGGCUAUCGCCCUUGCUCUAUGCUCAGUUGUUAAUCACACUGACUCCUCCACAAACCCUUGUUUUCUAUUUUGUUUGUAUUUUGCUGUGAAGCAAAACUAUUCAAGAGUGAAUCUUAGGCAUACCUCUUAGUUGUUGUGUUAAUGUAUUGAAUAAUUUUUAUUCAAGGAUUCGGAACGUUCAGUUCCAGUUGUAGAAUUUUGAGUUUUGUUUUGUAUAUAGUAGGUUGUAAAUUUGUAAAUAUUUUGCAUCAUUGUUUAUUUUGAGGUAAUUUAUAUUAUGUAAAGAGAUUGGUUCCAACUGUAAUCACAGCCAAACACUCGAUUCAACAAACUCAGCUGGAUGAGUUUUCUUGUUUUUAAUUUUUUUCUCAUGAAUACUGAGAAAUGCUCUUGUCAAAUUAAUUUUAGCUUGGCUCAUCUCAUUCUUUGUUGCUUCUCUGAUAUCUCUUUAUAUCAUGAGCUCAACUCGUACCUUCCAAUGGGAUUUUUUGUAACCAGCUGAUUGUAGGUGUCUCGAGAAUGAGGUCAUAGACCAAAUAAUCAUUGUUCAACUCAGCAAGUGCCUGAAAUAUAUAAAGUAAAACCUCAAUAUGUUGCUCAAAAUAUUUGCACAAACUCUGCAGUUAACCCAUUUUUUAUACAGAAUCCAUUCAGUCUUUUUCUUACGAAUAGUAAGACACCCUCUAUUAUUUUUCCUGUCUUUCUGCUUUAAAAUGUGACCGAUAUUGACUAAUUACUCAAACAAGAUUCAGGGACUACCAGACAAUGUCAAUUAGAAAACAUUGCCCAAGUUAGGUUACUUACUUGUGUUUUUAAUUAGGGUUUAAUAAAGGAUCAAAGUAAAGGAAUUGCAGCUUUGUUACCAGAAAAGUCACGGCUAUAGGAAAAUUGGAGGCGAGAAUAUGACCAUGUGAUGCAGGCCUUAAAAAGAUGCAAGAUGAUGAAAAAAUUUCUGAGACAGUUAACUAAAUGUUUACCGAUGUUAAACGUAGUUGAACACUCUUGCGAGUUAGGCUCAUAAAUUCUGUCGAUGGAAGUUACAAACCUGUCUCGUACUUAGGCUUCUGGGAAAGCCAAAUAAAAUUUACAGAAAAUGGUUGAAUGGAUUUGUUCUAAGUCGUUGAAAAGGCUUUGUCUCCUGAAAAUAUUACCAUUACAUUUUCUUUUAGCAAAGCUGUUAAUAUUGUAUUCAAUUAUUGCCCUAUCCUAGUGGUAUCUUCUCAUCAGUCAGCAUAGUAGCAAAAUGUACUUUUUCUCUUUGUAAAAGAUGGCCUCCAGAGUCAUCAGGUAAGAGCUUUUGUUGGGAAAUUUUGAAAAGCGUUUCGAUCAAAAGGUAACCAAUCCAAAUAAAAAACUCAAUGCAAUAUAACCAAAACCAACCAUCGCAUAAAACUCUCCCCCUCUUGUUAGAAAAUGUGUCAUUUGGUUAAGUUAUUAGUUAAAAGGCAAAUAAGGAAAUUGGAAGUAGUCGCAGGGUGCACUUCUUUGUAAAUGGAAUAAUUAAAUUAUGCAACUUUACGAUGUCUCAAAUGUCUUGUGGCUAAGACUGCGCUAUGGUUUAUUCAACAGGAAUCCAGCUGCCAAAGAAUAGGUAACAAUUCUCAAUCUCAAAUUAAGACUUCAAUUUAGUGAAAACUUUCCAAUAAACACGAGGUAAUUUAAUCCAUAUUAAGAAAUACUGCACUCAGUAGAUGCGACAUCCGAUGAAGCCUAGGACAUUUUGAAUUUUCACCUGACAAAUGACACAAAAUGUUCAGAUGGGGCUGGGCCCCAUUAACAUCCCAACAGAGAAUAUAACACAGCAACUCCCUAUUCUUUUAUCAUGUUUUCAAAUUAUCUGCCUUGUCCAAAGUGGCACUCCAAGCAGUGUUUUCCGCUUCAAUUUUUUACAUCAGUGAGUUUUUUCUUUAACUUUAUCUCACAAUAUGGCUAUAGUAAUACUGAAAAUCGUUUUUAUUUUAAUUAUCGCUUUAUCUUCCACAAUUAUUUUUGUAAGUGUAUUGGCUGUUUUUUACAUGAAAGUACCAUCUCUAAAAAUUUGUGAUGGCUAACUUGUUACAAGUUCGCGAAUAGAUUGUAUAUUUUUUUAAUUAAUUUUGUAAGAUUGAAUAGUGUAAGUUUGUUUUUAUAAUUAUUGUUACUAAUCAAUAGAAUUCUCUGUAAUCACGUAGGACCACCUCUGCUUUAACCGUCUCUGCAGGCUUGACUGUCUCUGAGGCUUUUAUCAUCGGUUAAUUUUAGUUUCCAUUGUUCAAGCGUAUUUGUAGGUGAGUUUAAUCCAAAAUCCAGUACUAUAUUUUAACCAUGAGAAUGAAUUGAGUUUUUUUUUAUAAGUUUGUUUGACUAGGAUUUAAUGCAGCGACCCGCAUUGUGAUAAGUAUGUGUAAGGUUAAUUUUUUUUUUCACUCUCUCCCAUUUUUAUCAUACAGCAGUCACAUUUGCGUUUAUCUAUGACUUUGAUUUUAUUUUAACUUUCAACUCUUUGGAAAGCAUCAAUCACACUUUGGUAGCCAUUCAGUAUAUUUAAAAGUUGUCCACAGUUAUUUUUUACCCUGUUAAACCUAAAAUUUAAUUAUUAUUACUUUUACCCAACCUAUGAUUUGUCAUGGUAUCAGAAAACGCGUCUUAUUCUCUUGAUUUUUCAAAUCCAGUUAAAAUAGUGAGCCCCAUGACAAGCCCAAUUUGUGUAUUCAGGUUCUAACGGAUUAAGUCAAUUAAUUUCUAUGGUCACUGCAGUGUUUUUAAAACACCACCCUCAUUUAAAAAUAAAAAUAGUAGCCAGAAACUCCCCCCUCCUUUUUUUACUCAAAUUUUCUGACUCAGUGAGAAUAAUUCUAAAACUUCCGAGACCAACCUACUGCAUGAAGAUUUUUUAUGGAUCAUUGACGAAGUUUCUCAAUUUUAACUUGUACUUUCCAAAGCUCAACAAUAUGUCAUCGAACAUCAGCUCAUUAAAAGUUGAAGUGAAUUUUAAGAAUCAAAAAUAUUGUAUUAUUUGCGUCCUAUCUUUAACAUGGAUAUUGUGAUCCUCGAAAUUCGUGCUUAGAUUAGGAAAACGCCUGUCAUCUAGGAAUGGGGCGUAUCAUAGCUCUUAGCGUAUAUCUGUCAAUUGUUUACUUAGUCCUCCCGCUUUAAUGAGCGAGAUUGAUUGAUACCGGUGCUUUUGAAGAAAAAUAAGUCAUUCUUUUGUUGUCUAAUUUCUUUUAUCUUGUUUUUAAGUGAGAUCAAGGCCUUACAGUCUCGAGAAAGCAGACUUUAUAAGGGUUUAUGUGUGCUGGUAAUGAGUUGUCAAUUGUAGACUGUACGGACAUAGAGAUUGAUGAGCAAAUGGAAAUUUUUUCAAUUCUUGCAGCAAAUGAAUCUUCACCUCUGAGCAGCUGAUUGAGCCUACAGCACAUGCUAAAAUGGGAGUUGAGAUUAGGGGUCCCUGGGUUAGUGAAUGGGUCACUUAAAUUCGCAGGAUUUUGUGCAGAUUGCAUUAAUCAGUAAGAUCAGGUCACAACAGGUAUCAACCUAACUGACGUAAGGAUCAGAGCACUUCAAUUCCAUGAAAUUGAGACUGUUGAACAAUGACAAUGGAUACUUAUUUUCAGCUCUCAUUUUUAGCAUGUGAAGUGGAUUUAAUGAUGUCUUCAUGCUCAGAAGCAAUGUAAUGAUGCAAAAAAAACAGUUAGCAUACUUGAAAGUGUCAAAAAAUCAUUGACUCAGUCUUUACCAUGUAUUUUUGCAAACGGUAAACCUUUUUGCAGCCUUCGGGAACAGCAACUCAACUGUGCGUAUGUUCCCCUUGCUCUAGGAAAAAACAGGUUUCUAGUUCUGAAGUACUGGUAGACUUUCCUGUAAGGCCGUGUAUCUUAAAUUGGUACAAAAUUUAAGUUUAACAAAUUUUUCUUGUUUCUUGAUACAACUGCUGUAUCAGUUCUCCUUGUGAAUGAAAGUACAUAUUGAAAUUGCGAACUAUAUUACAAAGAGAAACUUUCACUUAUCAGCCUGCAUCAAAUGUUUACUGUUUCAUUAUUUUCAUCUUUGAAAUUAUGAUGUAUUACUGAAUCUUUAUCAAUAGAACUAGUUCCAGUAAUGAUUGUUUUUCAUCGAGUUUUAUAGUUGUGCCAUUGACUCUAGUGAUUAUGUAGUUCAAAAUUAAUGGUCAAUCCUAAUUUUUAGCUCAAGCUUGCGUGUAGGAAAUUGUACUUUUUCAAAUGCCCAUCUAAACUUAGUUCAUCCAGUUUGUAAUUUUAAAUUUUGUAACUCCCGAUUCAUUCCAAAAAAAAUUUGCAACUGUUCUCUUCUCCAAGAAGCCUGAAAUCUGAUAAUAUUUAAUAAAAUGCCUUUCUAACGCCGAAUACAAUCCCUUCAUUUUGUAAAAUGAUUUUGAAAUCACCCUUUGGAGUCAAAAAUGAAGUAUUGUCAUCUCAGGAAACUGAAUUCACGUCGGUGGCAUCUUAACGCCUUGAAAAGUGUGAGUACAACUGUAAUAAUUUGAAUAUAAUCCUAUCCCUUUGCUAUCUGCGGCAAAUAAAUGUAACUCAAUUAGGCAUUGAUAUUUUACAGGCUUCUGAAAUUUUUAAUAAAAAUUAUUUUGAAAAAAAAUUUUGAAACUUUAAUACUUCCAAAAUCAAUAUGUAAUCUUCUCUGCACAGGAUAAAUAUGUUUUUCCAUUUCAUACUGUGAGCUUUGCUUUCCAAAAUAAUUUAUGCUCUGUGCAGUUUUUUCAAAUACACUCAUUCAUUCGCUCAAGUUCAGAUUGAGACAACUGUUCCGUCAGGAGCUUUUGUGCCGUUUUGCAGCAUAUCUGUUCAAUAGGGAUAAAUUAAGUUUUUCAACUGUGAUAUUUGUUCUUAAUUCAGUUUAUGCGCUUAUUAAAUUAUUAAUGAGUUGUUGCGAGUAUGGUCUUCAUGUUUUCCCACCUUCCCGAGUCUUUAGCGCUUUUUGUUUGGGAGGCUUCAAAGAUGGAAAGGACACAUCUGAAAUUCGAGGUAGUGAAUGGAAGAUCCAAAACCAUCUUUCAAGGGUGGAGUUGAAUCAGGGUCUGCCAUAAAUCUUAUCUCACCCAUUUUUCCAUUAAUGAUUCAACACAGUCCUGAACAGUAUGUUCCAAGAGGUAAUUGUGGGGGAAACGUACCUUCGGUCAUUCCCUGGUAGCAGAACUUCUGAAAAAUUAGUUUUCAGAAAAGAGUCAAGUACAACACAAUGAGGGCACUAAAAAUGCUUAAAAUCCAAUCGGAUUUAUGUAACAUUUAGACUUAUUUCUAUCAAACAGAUUUAUGUGCAGGUGAGAAAUAUGGGAUGUGCUCGUCAGUUCUAUGGCCGUAAGAGUGAAUGAGAAUAAUAAAGCGCCAGUGACGUCAACGGAGAUGGAUGCCGCCGUCGCGGUUGCAGUCAUCAACUCAUAAGCCCCGGCCACAACGCUCUCGUGCCAUGCCUGCAGCUCAUAUAUCCCGCAUUCAGUUGGCACAUAGUUCUGUUUGCUGAAUUUAAAAUUUUGCUUUUCCAAUUCUUCAAAAGGAAUCACGCCCACUUUUAAAUUGUUUCUUAUGCAGCUUUCUAGAGCACACCCCAUAUUUCUCACCUGCACAUAGUUCUGUUUGAUAGAAAUAUGUCCAUUUAAAGUUCAGUGAUUACAGUAGAAUAAAAGUCAUAAAAUUUUACUUAAUCCUAAAUCCUAACCCCCAAAAGUCUCAUCAACGCUUUGUGCACUAUGAUUCACUUUAAUUAUCUUAGUAUCAUUAGAUCAUAUUCAAAUUAAAUGUUACUCAUAAAGUUCCAAGCUUUUACCUUGCUAAAAUAUGUACCCUCGUAUGAAGCGGAAAGUCAUUCCGCCUUUUAUUUAUUUUCAAUCAAUUUUUGGUGAACUUUUACUGAAAUUAAUUCUCAAGAAGUUCUGUUAUCUAGAAUAAUGAGAGUUAGACUUUAAUUUUAUUUGACCAAAAUUGAGGUAAAUCAUUUUAGCAUGGAAGAUAACGCAGUGCAUGAGGAAAAUGAGCUGAGACAAGUCAAUUUUAAAAUUCUCUUCAAACCUUAGAAAUGAGCCUAAGUUCAAAACUGAGAUGAAAAAAAUAUGACAGCAUUAGUUAGUGAGACUGUGAAAUGAAGGACAAAAAUUGAAUCAGUUUUAUCGUAAUUGCGCUAUGUCAUGGACAGUCUUGCAGCUAAGUAAUCUCAUCUACAAUACCCUUUUGUAACAGUCGGUAAGCUCUUUGUGGCAGGCAUAGAUUUCCUCAGAAUGGCACAAGUAGGUAAGUCAUUUGCUUAAAGAUGUCCAAUGAAGGAUCUGUUAUCACCCACUGACACCCUCUCAUUCGCAUGAGAGUCAUACACAUUUAGAUCAAGAUCCAAAUUUGACCCCUGCCCCUCCAUAAUUUGUUCCUGCUACUAUCAGCAGAGAAGAAACUGGCCUCCUUUAAAUGCCACUGUGGGCGUUUUCUCCACAUAUUAAGAGCCAGACUGGUGCUGUCCAAAUUAGUUUUGAACAAAAUAAAGUAUCAAUACAUCAAACAUUUUGUCUGUCGAAAGCUCAAUUUUUUCUACUCGCCAAUAGGUAAUUAUCAAUCAGACUUAGCUUCCAUUUUAUCUAUUUUAUUACAAGUUAAGGGGCUGUUCAUAAAAUACGUGAGACUGAAAAUUGGAUUUUUUAUCCCCCAUCUAACUCGGGUCGUAACACAGCUGUACACCCCCCUAAAAAAAUAACGUAAUGCUCAGUUUCACAUCAGCAUUUUGUAAUGAAUUUUAGAUGACAAAAUGGUCUUAUCGAUUUUUCAUCUAAGAUUUAUAAGAAAUCAGUAUUAUAUAUCAGGUCUAGCGUUAUUUAUUGCAGUCCGGAACGCACCCUUUCUCUGUAACACAUCCGGAAUGCACACCCCGGAUGCCUCCCUCCUCAGCAUCACUUGUUUUAUGAAUGGCCCCUGAUAAUUAUUUUAAUUAUUAUUUAUUCUACAACAAUCAAUAUUUAUUUUCCUUCAUCAUCUAUUGACAAGGAAACUACAGUUACAUGUAUGUCGCAAGAGCAAAGAAAAAUUUCAAAUUUUUAUGCAUUGACAAUAAUUAGUUCAACUCUAGAAGAGUGAAAUACAACAUAAAACCUGGAAUGUCAGCAAUUGGAAUAUGCGGUUUUGUUCUUUCACCAUUGAAAUGUAACCAACGAUUCUAAAAGGAGCCUCAGUGCAGAAAAAAUGGACUGCAUUUUGUCACAGGGAACUACUCCAUUUAGCUCAUUUCAAAAACAAUGUAUGGCUGGUAACGCUGUCAUGAAGAUGUGCAAUUUUUAUUUCUUUGGCCAUUCUCUGAUAAAGCAUGCAAAAUCUAUUAUCUUGUGUUGGUAUUACACAAAAUGUCACCACAGCACUUCAAAAAACGAUCCAAGGUUAUGUGGAUCAAUUUGAAUCGUUAAUCAUUAAUUUGAUAUCGUAUAAGUUCAUGUCAAUUCAUUUCAUUUAAAUACAUUUAUUUAUUUAUUUUUUUUUAUCAAAGACUGAUUGUUGUUAGUGCUUGUAGGAAGUAGCUUCAGUAGCUUAAGUCAAAAGGUUCAAAUUGCUUUUCAUUAAAAGCUUCUAUGAAUUAAUUUUCCCUACCAUAUUUUGGUGAUGAAACAGAGAAGUUUGUAGCUCUACUAUAGUAUUUCACAGCUCCCUCUCUUAAUUUUUAAAAAGAGAGUUGAAUGAUGUCUUUGCAUGAGGUUUUUAGGAUACUUCUAGUGAGGUGCAGUUCAAGAACAAUUAGUAUGGGCGCAUUAAAAUAGAACACAACCAGGGAAAUAAAGAGUUGUCGAAAUGCAGCGCUCUCCAGUUACACCAUCAAUAUUUCGAUGGUGAAACUGCAGAAAUGCGUAUCUCGGUUUGCGGCGUUACAGACUUCCUGUCAUACUUUAUUUUCUACAUGAAAAACUAUACUGAUGCUAUCAUUUUUUGAAAAAUUCAGCGAUUUUUCCUCCCUUUAUCAGGAAUAUUCUGUAAAAAUAUCAAGUUAUGAUUUUGGUUCAGCCUCCUUUAAAAAAAUAAAAUAGGUGCCGAGAUUUCCAAACAGUGCAACCGAGAUACGCAUUUUUGCAGUUUCACCGUCAAUAGGUAUGCUCCACAAUUAAAUACAAUGCUAAUAUAAUAUGUAUGCUAAUAAUCAUUUUUUCCUUGGAAAAGUUGUAGAAAAUGAUUCCUAAAAGGUCUUAUGGAGUUGAUACAAUUGCCAAAUAUCCAGUAUUUUUAAAAUAGUUUUCCUUCUCCAAGUGCAGUAACACAAAAGAAAUCAUAAAAAAACUAAAAAUUUUUAUAGGCCCAAAAUCAUGAAAAAAGUUCUUGAAAUGUAAAAGGAAAGAACCCCUUUUUUGUUAGGUAUUUUUUACGAACUCCACCUUGCUUUAACAUCAAGUUCUUAGUUUCACCAAAUUUUAACAAAAAUUUACCACACAAUUUUAGUUUUGUAUGUUGCAUUUAUCACAUUUUAUUUUGCGUCUUGCAUCACUAUCCCUCGAAUAGAUGCUUCCAAGAAGUACUUGUUCAAAAAAGAAUUUGUCAAUACUGAUGGUUGAAAUUAGUGUACUUACCCUGCUGCUCUUUCUCGCAUUUUUGGGGAUAAACCGAUUCUUUUCUUGAUUCAGUUAGAAAUUAAUUACCCAUUUAAAAUUGCCUCUUAGGCGGAUUGUCAGGGCUUGAUUGUAAAAGCGCUAAGGCUCAAUGGCUGAGGAAAAAAAGGUGAUUGAAAAUUAAUAUUUCAAGACGAGGUCACAAUCUGUCACUUUUUCCUGAAAUAUCACAUAAAUUUGUAUGCUCCCAUUGAGAAGUAUGUUCUGAAAUCUUAUCAAGUCAUUUACCUGUCACUUUGCUCCAUUUCCUGUGAAAAGAUGAAGUGCACGCAAAUAUUUUGAAACUUUUUAAUCCUUGAUUUUUAAAAUCGUCUUUUCACUCUUGUUUUAAUUGGAUGCAUUUAUGCUAGAAGGAACUUUGUUGCAUGUAAAUCCUGUGCACAUAAAUCCUUUUAGCAUAAAUACGUCUAAUUUAAAAAGCUGUUCAUCUUAAAAUUCUGGAGUUCAGUAUUAUGAUUGAAGAAUUGCAAUCUGAGUUAGGCAAAUUGCAAUCUGAGUUAGGCAAAUUUUACUAUUCAAAUGCUUAUUAAUUAUUGGUCAGCAGAGGUAUAUCUUCUUUUUCACUCCAGUAUAUAGCUGCACAAACAUUUUUGUCUGGACAAAGUUUCUUUUAGGGUCAAAAUUUUACCGGUUGCAAUGGACUGGUUAGGUAGUUGCUAUGUCAUUCAGUCUAUAACACCGUUAAAUCACGAAGCACUGAAAAACAAUCUACAUCAAACCCAUUUAUUUGUUCUGGUGGAAUAAUCAAAUGUAUCAAAUAUGGAAUGAUGAAGUCUCAAAGUCAGUAUAAUGGCAACCAGGUUGGUCAUAUCAACCUCCAAGUUCAACUUAAAAUUCCAUGAGUAAAAUUUUUUAUUGCAGCUGACCGCAAAUAGCUGCAGUUUUCUGCCAUAAAAAUUAUGACCCGCAUCUUCACAGUCAAUACUUAUGAGAGGCCUCUCGGAAAAAUUAGAGCUUUAUAAUUUAAACAGAUGCAGUAAUUUAUUUUCAACUAUAAAUAGUAUUCCGUACAGAAGCAUUAUGCACCUUGAAUAGUAUCCCUUGAUUUAUUAUCCCCUGUACAUAAAUCAAAUAAAACCGAAAAAAUUAGCGAUUUCCUUCUAAUUUGUUAUUAUAUCUUCCAUAGCAUGUACUGAAAUAUUUGUAUCUAAUUGUUGAGGCAUUUUGCACAAUAAUUUUGAACAAACAGAAAACAAUAAUUGAUUUAAAAGUCAAAUAUAACAUAUUUUAUCAAC
Messenger RNA from Bemisia tabaci, 11592 nucleotides. RefSeq names its product proton-coupled amino acid transporter-like protein pathetic. Gene Ontology annotation, cellular component: vacuolar membrane. NCBI's taxonomy places the organism in Eukaryota, Metazoa, Arthropoda, Insecta, Hemiptera, Aleyrodidae. Gene Ontology annotation, molecular function: L-amino acid transmembrane transporter activity. Gene Ontology annotation, biological process: amino acid transmembrane transport. The record is from RefSeq and is a predicted model, not a curated record.